Cicer arietinum (chickpea) is the source of this 1309-nucleotide messenger RNA. RefSeq lists its product as uncharacterized. Lineage: Eukaryota; Viridiplantae; Streptophyta; Magnoliopsida; Fabales; Fabaceae. The record is from RefSeq and is a predicted model, not a curated record.
CGAAAUCUAUACUUGGAAUGGGCCAUAGCAAAACUAAAAGUGAAAGAAGAGUAAAGCAGAGAGAAAAAAAUGGCGGCAUCUCUGAGAAACAGAAACAUUUAUCAGUUGUUCCUCGUAACUCGUUUUCUCAACUCACAGAGUCUAACUCGUCCAAGAUGGAUUGAAACCAUUGCCUAUGAAGAAUCGCGUGCUCACCCUAACAAACCAUACACCUCCACGGCCGUCAUCAUCCAUGGAUUUUUGGGAUCCAACAGAAAUUGGAGAUCUUUCUCACGCCAAUUAUUGGCCUCUCUCUCCAAUUCAUCUCCCUCUUCGAAUUGGAGGACGGUGACGAUGGAUAUGAGGAAUCAUGGAAAAUCAGCGGAGAAGAAAUUGAACCCGCCUCAUAACUUGGAAAAUACGGCUAAAGAUUUGGCUGAUUUGGUGAAGGCUGAAGGUUGGUCUUGGCCCGAGGUUGUUAUUGGUCAUUCCAUGGGUGGAAAGGUGGCUUUACAGUUUGCUCAGAGUUGUAGCCGCGGUGAAUAUGGUGAUUCUGUUCAGUGGCCUAAACAGCUUUGGGUAUUGGAUUCUGUCCCGGGAGAAGUGAACUUUGGAAACAAAAGCGAUGAAGUCCGAGAUAUUUUAAUGACUUUGGAAAGUUUACCGUCGGAAAUCCCAUCUCGAAAGUGGCUUGUGAGUCAUCUGAUGGGACUUGGUUACUCUAAGGCAUUGUCAGAUUGGAUAGGCACCAACCUGAAGAAAGUUGGUGAUCAUGAAACAUGGAUAUUUGAUCUUCAAAGUGCUAAGGAGAUGUUCGAUUCUUACUGGGAAAAGUCUUAUUGGAAUCUAUUGGAGAACCCUCCACAAGGUAUGGAAAUAGUAAUUGUGCGUGCUGAAAAGAGUGAUAGAUGGGACCAAGAGGCUAUUGAGCGGAUCCAAAAACUAGCUAGUCAAGGAGGAAGUGAUUCUGUUGGAAAGGUUUCUUUCUGUAUUCUUCCAAAUGCUGGUCAUUGGGUUCAUGUGGACAACCCGAAGGGACUUCUUGAGAUUGUGGCUUCCAAGAUGGAAUCCCUUUAGUUCCUGUUUUAUUUAAACUAUUGGGGUAUCCAUCAUUGAAAAUUCUUGUCCCACUGUCCAGGAGUCGAAAAUUUGAAAAUGAGCAGAAGAUGUUGGUUAGUUAGUGAUAACGCAUUUAAUUAUAUAAAUUGAUCGGCUUCCAAAAUAUUACGAUAAAUUUAUUGUACACAUGAACAUUUUCAUUGUACCUUCCUCAUUUAUAACUUCAUAGCCCACCUCAUAAAUAAAUACCCAGAAAUUUUCAUAAUUGUCA